GCCUGAUCCAAAUCUGCCCUUUACCAAGGAAAGUAACGUAACGUCACCUCUCAAUCAGACGCGCCGACUCACCUUCGCGAAUCCGAGCCAUGGUCAGCUGCCAUCACAACCGUGGUCCACCUGAAUCAUCCAUGCCCACCCUCUGUCUGCUCUGGUAUUCUAACAUGCAUUCCACGGCAAUCCACAGUGCAUGAAUACCCCGGUGUUCUCCAAAGAAGUAUGACAGACCCGCACCAUCAGUCGACCAGCAUGCCUCCCGGCGCAAUGUCGGCAGAUAGGCUCAACCACACCAGCUUCAGCCUUACGACCGUCCUGUACCCAUCAUAAUGUGCGAAGGCGGCCCGCUCUUAGGGCCGCUUUCGAUUCUCCGUCGUCCGUCAACUGACCCCGGGGUACCUUACAACAAACGUAGCCGGAUGAUGCUCUGGUACAUACAUAAGGAUUCGCUUACGAGCAUUCGACGCGCUGUACAUCUGUCGACCGAGACGCACAACGCGCGCCGACAUCAUGCGCGUACUCGCCUUGGCCCUCCUGCCACUAUUCUCGGUUGUGGCGGCAGAUACAGCGCGAAGCCGGUUCGACGUCCGCGAUGACCUGCACUUCCCACUACACGCACGCGCGACAAACAAGGAUGGCUCGACUCCUGUGUAUAAGAACUCGAAGGCGUCGAUAGAAGACCGGGUAAACGACCUCCUUCCGAGGAUGACCAUACAAGAGAAGGUCGCGCAGAUCAUCCAGGGUGACAUGAACGGCUGGAUGGAUUUCAACGACCCUCUCGACGACACGCUGACAUUCAACCAGACCGGCCUAAGAGCCAUGAUGGCCACCAAAGCCGGCUCGAUCUGGGGCGGCUACCUUACGCCUUGGGACAAAUUCGUCUUUGGCGUCACCGUCGGCCAAAAGUAUCUCAUGGAGAACACCACACUCGGCAUUCCCGCCAUCAUCCAGUCCGAGGGCCUGCAUGGCUUUACGAACAACGGCACCAUCUGGCCUUCUCCAAUCGGCCUGGCGGCGUCGUUCAACCCGGCGCUGCUGCAAGAGGCGGCGAAGACGAUCGCGGACGAGGCGGAGGGGCUGGGGUUCUCGCAAAUAUUCGCGCCGGUGCUGGAUCUGAGCAGGGAGUUAAGGUGGGGAAGGGUGGAAGAGAACUUUGGGGAGGAUCCUUUCUUGACGGGAGAGAUGGGCCACGCAUACGUCACUGGCCUGCAGUCCGGGAGAAGACGCAACGUCAGCUCGACCGCGAUCGGCCGCAUGGCUGCGACAUGCAAGCACUUUGCCGCGUUCGGCAGUCCUCAGGGAGGAUUGAAUACCGCACAAGUCACUGGUGGAGAACGCGAGCUCCGAACGAAUUACCUAAAACCGUUCAACAGAGCAUGCGUCGAGGCGUUUUCGAUCAUGACUGCAUAUUCGAGCUACGAUGGUAUCCCGGCUAUCGCAAACACUCACCUCCUUACUGAUAUCCUCCGUACCGAGUGGGGCUACCCAUACUGGGUGACGGCCGACGCCGGCUCUGUCGAUCUGCUCAUCAACCAGCAUGGUCUCUGUGACACCCGCGAAUGCGCUGCGAAGAUUGCGCUUGAGAAUGGGCUUCAAGGGGAGAUGGGCGGCGGGACGUACACCUAUCUGACGCUUCCGGACCAAGUCCAGGCGGGCACCGUGGACAUCUCUUACGUGGACGAGACUGUCAAGGCAAUGCUCCGAACCAAGUUCGCUCUGGGUCUCUUUGAGAACCCGUACCCGUACGAAGACUACCUCAGUACCCUCCGCACGCCCGAGACGCGGGAGCUUCUUCAUAGCAUGGAGCAAGAGACCAUCAUCUUGCUCGAAAACCGCAACAACACGCUUCCGCUCAGCAAGUCAAUCAACUCAGUUGCUCUCAUUGGCCCUCAAGUCGAUCGUGUUUCCUUCGGCGACUAUGUCUUCUUCAACGCCUCCCUGAACGGCAUCUCCCCCCUCGCCGGCUUCACCCAACUCCUCUCCAACACCUCCGUGCAGAUCAAGUACGCUCAAGGCUGCGAGCUCUGGUCCAACGACCCCUCGGGCAUCCCCACCGCGGUCGAAGCCGCGAAGUCCGCCGACGCCGCGAUCGUUAUGGUUGGCACCUGGACGCUCGAUCAAACCCUUCUUUGGACCCCAGGCACGAACGCGACGACUGGGGAACACGUCGACUUAUCGGACCUCGGGCUCGUCGGGGCGCAGAUGCAGCUCGUUCAGGCCAUCAAGGACGCGGGGAAGCCGACGAUUGUGGUUCUGGUCAGCGGGAAGCCGGUUGCGGAGCCGUGGAUCCAAGCGCACGCGGAUGCGGUCGUGCAGCAGUUCUAUCCGGGUGAGCUCGGCGGACUUGCCCUUGCCGAAGUUAUCUUCGGAGACGUAAAUCCCUCAGGGAAGCUGCCAGUAUCGUUCCCCAGAAGCGUCGGUACAACUCCAGUGUUUUACAAUUACCUAAAAGGAGGUCGAUUCAUUGACCCCGGCGAGGUGCUCGACGACGGAACCUUGAUCUUCGGCCACCAGUAUGUCCUCGAUACCCCGACCCCAAUUUGGAGUUUCGGGCAUGGUCUAAGUUACACAACAUUCAACUACACGGAUCUGACGCUAUCCAAGUCGACGAUAGGCACGAAUGAGGAUUUCAGCGUAUCAGUGACGGUGCACAACACCGGCGAUAGGGAUGGAAAGGAGGUCGUUCAGGUGUACGCGACGGACGUCGUCUCCUCCGUCGUGACACCAAAUCAAGAGCUAGUAGGAUUCCAGAAGGUGGACCUUGCCUCCGGAGAGUCGAAGACAGUAACGAUCAACGUGAACUCAUCCCAACUCGCUUUGUGGUCGCUGAGAAACAGCUGGGUCGUCGAGUCCGGGACUUUCGCGAUCAAAGUCGGGACCAGUGACCAGACGUUCUUGAAUACGACUUUGACGGUGCAGUAGGCGGUGGAGCCGCAGACAUGCUGUGCGUGUGCGAUGCAUUCGGAACAAUGUUGUACAUCUACCUUGCAAUGAUGCUCGUCGAGGCGAGUCCUGCCAAGUUUACUUAAU
Messenger RNA from Dichomitus squalens LYAD-421 SS1, 3027 nucleotides. RefSeq names its product glycoside hydrolase. Lineage: Eukaryota; Fungi; Basidiomycota; Agaricomycetes; Polyporales; Polyporaceae. The record is from RefSeq and is a predicted model, not a curated record. Gene Ontology annotation, biological process: glucan catabolic process. The transcript has 16 exons. The coding region runs from base 508 to 2919 and encodes 803 amino acids. Gene Ontology annotation, molecular function: beta-glucosidase activity.